Musa acuminata subsp. malaccensis (wild Malaysian banana) is the source of this 1443-nucleotide messenger RNA. Its product is annotated as galactolipase DONGLE, chloroplastic-like. Gene Ontology annotation, biological process: lipid metabolic process. Gene Ontology annotation, cellular component: chloroplast. Lineage: Eukaryota; Viridiplantae; Streptophyta; Magnoliopsida; Zingiberales; Musaceae. The record is from RefSeq and is a predicted model, not a curated record. Gene Ontology annotation, molecular function: glycerophospholipid phospholipase A1 activity.
CUGCCGCUGUCUCCACGCAGAACCCUCCCCCGAUCUUGCAGAGAAUAAGCUCGUCCUGGUCUCGGCCUGGGAUGUCCGGCGUCGCCCCACCGAGGCUGCCAUCGGCCGCCCCCACGCUUCGGUCGCGGCCGGCCAGGUUGCCGGAGGUGAAAGGUUGCCUUGCCGGCAUGUGGAGGAAGAUUCAGGGCGCCGACGACUGGAGCGACCUGGUGGAGCCGCUGCACCCGCUCCUGCGCGAGGAGGUGGUGCGGUACGGGGAGCUGGUGGCGGCUUGCUACAAGGCGUUCGACCUCGACCCGAGGUCGAAGAGGUACCUCAACUGCAAGUACGGGAGGAGCCGCCUGCUGCAGGAGGUCGGGUUGGCCUCCUGCGGCUACGAGAUCACCAAGUACAUCUACGCGACGCCGGACAUCAUCAUCCCCACGCAGAGCGGCGCGUGCUGCGGCCGGUGGAUCGGGUACGUGGCGGUGUCGUCGGACGAGGAGGCGAAGAGGCUCGGGCGGCGGGACGUACUGGUGAGCUUCCGGGGUACCGUGACCGGCGCCGAGUGGAUCGCAAACCUGAUGAGCUCGCUGACGCCGGCCAACCUCGACCCUCACGAUCCCCGACGAGACGUCAAGGUCGAAUCCGGCUUCCUCAGCCUCUACACCUCCGACGACAGCACCUGUAGGUUCAGCCAAGGUAGCUGCCGGGAGCAGUUGCUCAGCGAAGUGGCUCGGCUCAUCAACAAGCACAAGGAGGAGGAGGAGGAGAUGAGCAUCACAUUGGCCGGACACAGCAUGGGGAGCGCCCUCGCCCUCCUCUUCGGCUACGACCUGGCUGAGCUCGGCCUGAACCGAUUCCGGCUGCAGCGAGAGGUUCCGAUCACGGUGUACUCCUUCGGAGGGCCGAGGGUCGGCAACACCGGCUUCAAGGCGAGGUGCGAGGAGCUCGGGGUGAAGGUGCUGCGGGUGGUGAACGUCCAUGAUCCGGUCACCAAGCUGCCCGGGCUGUUCUUGAACGAGAACCUGAGGGCCUUGGCGGCGGGCUGCGACCUGCCAUGGAGCUGCUCGUGUUACGCUCAUGUGGGAGUCGAGCUCGCCCUCGACUUCUUCGAGGUGCAGAACCCUGCGUGCGUUCAUGACUUGGAGACCUACAUAGGGUUACUGAAACGCUCCAAGCUGGUGCAAAUCCACAAGGAGGGGGAGGAUCUGCUGGCCAAGGCAAGGACGUUCGUCGGCAGGAAGAAGCCUCAGCCAUGGCCAUGGCAAGAUGUGGCAAGGCAAGUGGGUCAUUUGGUGCAAUCUCUGAGUCUGAUCUGAGAUCAAGGGCUACAUCAGUCCCCCCAUUAUUUUUGUGUUCAGAGGAGGGUUAUUAUCUGCAGCAUAUUUGCAGGCAAUUAUUUUUUGUAAUCGACAUCUCUAGACACACACUGUACAUCAUCAAACUUGUAAUCUCUAUGAU